AUGUAAUAUAAACAAGAAUUUGGUAUCUCAUUAGGAUAGCUUGAAGAAGACUUGAAUUGUGAUGAAACUUCACCUUCCAGAUAAUUUGAUUCAUUUUAAUUAAUUAAUCAAUUAUCAAUAAAAACAAAGGAUUCUGUAGAACAGAAAUUUAAGUAAAUCAAAAGAAGAUUAAAUCAUCAUAAAUCUGAUAUUCAUAGACCUGCUUAACUUUUAAAUGUUGAUUAAAAAAAUAAUUAAACUGAAAAAAGAGGAGCAACUUAUGAAAGAUUACCUAGUGAUUUAUAAAUUGAUUCAUAAAUCAGAUAAGCUAAAAAAAAGAAUAUUAAAGUUUCAGAAUAAUGUCUUAGUAGAAAUAAUGUAUUAGAAUCUAAUUCAUCAUCUUAUAGUUCAAAAUUGGGUUCAAAAUAAAAUUGUGUUAAAGGAAUUUUAAAGAAAUAAACACUUGAUUCUUCAUUUUCUGAUAAUAAUUCAAGGUGUAGUAGUAUUGGUAGCAAAAAAAGUGUUAAGUUUAAUUUAUCAAAACCAGAAGUUAGAAUGGCAUUAAAUUAAUGGAAAUGA
Molecule: messenger RNA, 558 nt
Organism: Paramecium pentaurelia
Lineage: Eukaryota; Ciliophora; Oligohymenophorea; Peniculida; Parameciidae
Source: the annotation of a GenBank genome assembly